Molecule: messenger RNA, 918 nt
Organism: Sphaeramia orbicularis (orbiculate cardinalfish)
Lineage: Eukaryota; Metazoa; Chordata; Actinopteri; Kurtiformes; Apogonidae
Product: trace amine-associated receptor 1-like
Exons: 3
Coding region: 1-918 (305 amino acids)
Biological process (GO): G protein-coupled receptor signaling pathway
Cellular component (GO): membrane
Molecular function (GO): trace-amine receptor activity
Source: RefSeq, a predicted model, not a curated record
AUGAGGAUGGAACCAGUGCUCUGCUAUGAGUCUGUCAAUGGUUCAUGUCCAAAAACCAUCUAUCCACUGGCCAUACGGAUCACCCUCUAUGUGAUCCUGGGGAUUCUUGUAACCCUAACAGUGUUUGGAAACUUCCUGGUCAUCACUUCAAUUGCAUAUUUUAAGCAGCUCCAUACUCCUACUAAUUAUCUAAUCUUCUCUUUAGCUGUGUCGGACCUUCUUUUAGGGCUGAUUGUCAUGCUCCCCAGUAUGUUUCGAUGUGUAGAGACGUGUUGGUAUUUUGGUGAUGUCUUCUUUGACAGACACUAUGCUGUUUGUCAGCCUUUAAUAUACAGCAGAAAAAUUACUGUUAAUGUUGUGCUGAUCAUGAUUUUACUCAGUUGGAGUGUUUCAGUUGUCACUGGCUUUGGGAUGGUUUAUCUGGAGCUAAAUAUUUGGGGAAUUGAGGAGUUCUUUUAUACCCACAUUUCCUGUGUGGGAGGAUGUGUUUUGUUUCAGAGUGGUCUGUCGAGUACAGUCUCAUCAGUGCUUUCAUUUUACAUUCCAGGGAUAGUAAUGCUCAGUGUCUACCUGAGGAUUUUUGUCGUAGCUCAGGGACAAUCACGUCGAAUACACAUCACAGCAAAGAUCUCCAGUACAGGUCAGAACAAAGCCACUAAGACACUUGCAGUCAUAAUGGGCUCAUUUCUGUCUUUUUGGACGUUGUUUUUUGUGUGUAACAUUGUGGAUCCCUUCAUCGGUUACUCAACACCACCUGUGUUGUUUGAUACACUCGGGUGGAUUGGUUUUAUGAAUUCUACUUUCAAUCCCCUAAUAUAUGCCUUCUUUUAUAGUUGGUUCAGGAAGGCAUUCAGAUUAUUCACCUCGGUGAACAUAUUUAAGUCUGACAUCUCAGAGACGACACUUUUCACAGAAUAA